UUCAUUUAAAAAUGCUUUUGUCUUUAUUCACACUUGGGACUAAUGUUAUUUUUAAAGUUUGUGAAAUAAAUUACUUUUAAAAAUUUAUUAGGAUUGAGUUGAACCGGAAACUGUGGUAACCGAUAGUGAAGGCAUGUUAUCCAUUUGUGUCAGUCGGUCAGAAAUAAUAUAGCUUCAAAUAUGGCUAGAAUAACCGAAGUCACGUGUUAUCUGUGAAUGACGUCAUAUCAGUCGUCACCGGGCACCGGCAACGUCAUGGACAUGCUCGGUGAUGCCGGAAGCGAUGCUCGGUUUCUCGGUGGCGACCUGAACGGAAGUGGCAGCUCCUCCAGAACCAUGACCCCGCAAGACACGCCCGUGGAGUCCUCUACACCAAUCAAGAGGAACAUGCAGCUACGAGGAAGCGCAAAACUUAUGAGGUCGGCCUCCCGCGGGUCUAGCGUAGCUGGGCUGCAGUCUCUCCUAACGGGCCCCGUGCUCAUCACGCAACCGCCACCGGAAGAGGAAGAGGAGGAGGAAGAAGACGAUGACUUUAUUGCAUUCUCGAGCGGCCGCAUGUCCCGCGACACGGACUACGAAACCGACCUUGAAAUGGACUAUGAAGAGUGGAUAGCCGAUGACAUGAAUAUGGUCGACGACGAGGCGAGCCAGCAGCGGAAGUACAUAUACCAGUGUAACGAGACGGGUGUCAUCCCCGCCUCCUACUUUCUGCGUCACAUCAACAACACCACAUUCCGUAUGCGCUACCACGGUCUCGGGCCCCUCGGCGCUAAGGCCAUCGCCAUCCCACUUAAGGAUAACCACGAUAUCGAACACCUGGACCUGGAGGGGAACUGGAUACAGCGGGAGGGGGCCACAUACAUGGCAACCAUGCUCCGGGAGAACAUGUUCAUCACUGAUAUUAACCUAUCUGAGAACCAGCUGGGGCGGGACGGGGCGGACGUCCUUUGUGAGGCUCUACACAAAAACGAGCUGCUCCGAACACUCGACCUCUCAGGAAACAGCUUGCUUGACUCAGGAGCGGCCUCAAUCUGCGAGUUGCUGAAGAAAAACACGUUCCUAAAGCACCUGUACCUCGCGAACAACAAGUUUGAGGACCAGGCGGCCCAUCACUUCCGGGAGGCGCUCUCACAUAACGAGACGCUCGAAACGCUCGACCUUGGUUGGAACCAUUUUCGCACAAACGGAGCCGUUGCAAUCGCCGAGGGAGUCCAGGAAAAUUACGGAUUACGGUCUCUGUUCGUGCCUAUGAACGGGUUCAGUGAGCCUGGGGCGGAGGCUCUGGGUCGGGCGCUGAAGCAUAACCGCACCCUGACAGAGCUGGACGUGAGUCACAACCGCAUCCAGGAGACAGGCGCCGGCCACAUCGCACUCGGCCUCCAGACCAAUGAUGUUCUCAAGAAACUCAAGCUUGGUUACAAUCCUAUCAGCGAGGACGGUGCCCUGGCGCUGCUCACCGCCAUAUCCAAGAACGACCAGAGUUGCAUCAACCAUAUAGACUUAUCCGAGGUGUUCGUGUCGGCGGACUUCAAGACUCUCCAGACACGGAUGGAGACUGCGAGGAUGAUGGUCAUAAUACACGCAGGUGUGGUUAGCUGCCGGGGCUCGGACAGUGACUACAUCCUGGAGACGUUUCGCCGGAACCCGUACGAGAAGCUGAAAAAGUAUGUGAAGUCGGCUGGAUACCGCCUCGUCGACCUCUUCCGGGAUUUAGACAAGGACGGCAGCUGCACCAUCAGCUAUGACGAGCUGGAAGGCGGGCUCAAGAUGGCGAAUGUAAAGAUUACCCAGAGUGAGAUAGCCUUCCUUAUGCAGACGCUUGAUCUUGAUGGAGACGGCAUGAUCGACUUCAGUGAGUGGCUAGCAGGAGAUAAGGAAUAUCGGCGGCAGCUACGGGAGGAGACUAAUUGUCCAGAUGACCGGAAGCUUAUGAGGGAUCCCAACCGCUUCCGGAAACGCGAGAGCAAGCUUCUUGAUGAUAUCAUUAAAGGAUAAUUCCCGUCCGCGAGACGUAACGGUCAAGCUUGCAGGACGUCACUUUCUGGUCAAAGUCGCGAUAAGAAGAGUGGAUUACGCGGUGCCAAAGUGCUAUGUUGUUGUGCAUGUUUAUGUUGGCGCCUAGUUUCUGAAUUGUUCUUUGUUGGAAGCUGAGGAAGCCUUUAUUUUGUAUAUAUUUGUUGAGGAAGAAAUUGCACACCCAUUGUAAAUGCAUGUACACCACAUCGGAUUCUUACGAGAUGAUUCGCUCACUAUAAAGCAUAUACUGACUGUUACAUUUAAAAAAAUGCAAUUAAAUUUUAUUGUGUUUUUGUUUCUUGUCCAUCAUCCAGAACUAUGAAUCAUUUAUGUAUCGUUUUUUUUAAAUAAAAAACAGAAACACG
Mya arenaria is the source of this 2381-nucleotide messenger RNA. Its product is annotated as leucine-rich repeat-containing protein 74B-like. The record is from RefSeq and is a predicted model, not a curated record. Gene Ontology annotation, molecular function: protein binding; calcium ion binding. The coding region runs from base 217 to 1995 and encodes 592 amino acids. NCBI's taxonomy places the organism in Eukaryota, Metazoa, Mollusca, Bivalvia, Myida, Myidae. The transcript is spliced from 13 exons.